AUCUAUCGUUCAUAUUUAGUAAUUCAUCAUGGCAGAUACAACGAAGCCAGCCGAACAGAAACCGGAGCCGAAAAAUGACAAGAAAACAGAGGAUGAAAAGGAGCAAGAUUUGUCUGAGGAAGACAAACUGCUUCAGGAAGAGCUGACGAUGCUCGUGGAGCGACUUCAGGAGAAGGACACAUCCCUCUAUCGGCCAGCAUUAGAACAACUGAGACAGAUGAUUAGAGCAUCAACAAGUUCAAUGACCUCUGUUCCUAAGCCCCUGAAAUUCCUCAGGCCUCACUAUGACACACUUAAGGAGAUCUAUGAAAAGAUGGCGGUUGGUGAUAACAAGUGUUUUUGUGCUGAUAUCAUAUCCGUUCUUGGCAUGACUUUGAGUGACAACAAGGACUGCCUGACCUUCCGCUUGCUGGGAUCCAAAGAAGAUAUUGCAUCCUGGGGUCAUGAAUAUGCCAGGCAUCUUGCAGGAGAAAUAGGCCAGGUCUGGAAUGAGACCGAUGCGGAGAAGGACCAGGCCCAGCGGGAGAAGCUCCUGACCCUCGCCAAGGAGAUCGUACCCUACCACAUGCAGCACAACGCCGAGGCCGAGGCUUGUGAUCUUCUCAUGGAGAUUGAACAGUUGGAUCUACUUCAGGAUUAUGUAGAUACCAAUGUGUUCCCCAGAGUCUGUCUUUAUCUCGUCAGCUGUGUUAACUACGUGCCAGAACCGGAAGACUCCAUCCUGCUGAGAACGGCCCUGGAUAUCUUCAGAAAGUUCAAUAGUUACCCUGAAGCCAUGAGGCUGGCAAUCCGGCUGAAUGAUGUUGAACUUAUUGAGAAGAUUUUCACAUCGUGUAAAGACAAGUUGGUCCAGAAACAGCUCGCCUACAUGCUAGGAUCCCAGCAGCUCUUUUUAGAACUUCCAGAGGAGACCGAAGACUAUGAUGAUCUCGUUGAGAUUAUGUCCAAUACUCAACUCAAUACACACUUCCUUGCUCUCGCUCGUGAGCUUGACAUCAUGGAGCCCAAAGUCCCAGAAGAUAUCUACAAGAGCCAUUUGGAAUCAACCAGGCCGUCCUUUGCUCCGAGCGGAUCACAGGUAGACUCUGCGAGACAGAACCUUGCUGCGUCUUUUGUCAACGGUUUCCUAAACGCAGGAUUUGGACAGGACAAGUUGCUUACAGAUGAUGGCAACAAGUGGAUAUAUAAGAACAAAGAACAUGGCAUGAUGAGUACAACAGCAUCCCUAGGGAUGGUUCUAUUAUGGGAUGUUGAUGGUGGUCUCACACAGAUUGAUAAAUACCUAUAUUCAUCAGAAGAUUAUAUAAAGUCUGGAGCUCUAUUAGCAUGUGGCAUUGUAAAUUCGGGCGUGAGAAAUGAAUGUGAUCCAGCUUUAGCUCUCCUGUCUGAUUACGUUCUUCACAACAACAAUGUCAUGAGGAUAGGUGCUAUAUUUGGUCUUGGUCUUGCUUAUGCUGGAUCUAAUAGAGAAGAUGUGAUUAGUCUUCUUCUUCCAGCCUUAGCCGAUACCAAGUCGAAUAUGGAGGUGGUAGGAGUGACUGCUUUAUCGCUGGGUCUAAUCUCUGUCGGGACCUGUAAUGGUGAGGUAACCAGUACCAUUCUACAGACCCUGAUGGAGAAGACUAAACUAGAACUCAAAGAUAACUUUGCCAGAUACCUGGCCCUUGGUCUAGCCCUCACAUACCUUGGUAAACAAGAAGCAGUAGAGGCUACCCUGGCAGCAUUAGAUGUCCUCCCAGACCCUUACAAGGAGUUUGCUAAGAUUCUUGUCGAUGUUGUAGCAUACGCAGGCACGGGUAAUGUACUCAAGGUCCAGCAUCUUCUGCACAUCUGCAGUGAACACAUCGAAGAUGAAGAGGGAGAGGAAAAGGAGAAGAAAGAUGACAAGAAGAAGGAGGAGAAGAAAUCGGACGAUGGCCCAGUAGAUCACACGUCACAUCAAGCCGUUGCAGUGCUCGGCAUCGCUCUGAUAGCCAUGGGGGAGGAGAUUGGUUCUGAGAUGGCGUUGAGGGCUUUUGGGCAUCUAUUACGGUAUGGUGAGCCCGUCAUCAGGCGAUCUGUCCCGCUUGGUCUUGCUAUGCUCUCUGUGUCCAACCCUCAACUACAGAUCCUUGAUACGCUCAGCAAAUUCUCCCACGACCCCGACAACGAGGUCGCUCACAAUGCAAUCUACGCUAUGGGUAUCGUCGGAGCAGGAACCAACAAUGCCCGUCUAGCUGCCAUGCUUCGUCAGCUGGCCCAGUACCACGCCAAGGACCCCUCCAAUCUCUUCAUGGUCCGUCUAGCUCAGGGUCUAACCCACUUGGCCAAGGGCACCCUGACCCUCUCACCCUACCACAGCGAUAGGCAGCUGCUCAAUCAAGUGGCCCUCGGAGGUGUACUGGCUACCACACUAGCAUUCCUGGAUGUCAAGAACACAAUUUUGAGCAAGUCUCACUACCUUGUUUAUGGCCUUGUCACUGCAAUGAGACCGAGAAUGCUUGUAACAUUCGAUGAAGAACUCAGACCUCUUCCUGUGCAAGUCAGAGUAGGACAGUCUGUUGAUGUAGUUGGUCAGGCAGGUAAGCCUAAAACCAUCACAGGAUUCCAGACACAUACCACACCGGUACUGCUAGCCUACGGAGAGAGAGCUGAGCUUGCUACGGAAGAAUAUCUUCCAAGCACACCUAUCAUGGAGGGAUUUGUCAUCUUGAAAAAGAACCCAGAUUUUGAGCAAUGAUUCCAGGGUUUUUCUAAACCAGUUUCCUUUUCUCUUCGUCACUGAGGGAGUGGCUCUUCUUUGAAACAACCAACUACUCCAUUCUAAAGACUGCUUAGUUGUUUGAUGUACAUCGAUCAUAACCAACUUAAUCCACUCAGCAGUCUGUGAGAACAUGGGACCUCUUUUAAUAACCAGCUACCCUAUUCUAAAGACAGAUUGUUUGUGUGAUAUUUAUUAAUUGCAUCCAACUUCUGUGACCUAAAUAUCGAGAGCGUGGCCCUUGUUUGAGACAUCCAGCCACCCUAUUCUAAAGACAGUUUAUUAGUAUGAUAUUCAUCAUACGCAACCAACAUCAUUGACCUAAAUAUUGAGAGGAUUUUCCUUCUUGUUACAAGUUACCCUCUUUUAAUUACGACUAUGUUGUCGAGACAGGUCCCACAUUGACAUCAUGUUGGCAUGAAUGGCGUCAUAUAUGUAUGUCGGACGGUAAAAUCUGAAUAAGUCAGAUUUCUUCGGGCCAUAGAAAUUUGUUUGACCUUGGCCAAAAUUGAUUUAUAAGAUGAAAAAUACUAAUGUUUUACACAUUCUGGUCAGAAAGUAAUUCUAAAAGUUUGGCGAUUAUUUGACUAAUGGAAAGUUGACUUCUCAAUGCCUGUGUACUUGAAUUAAUUAAGGUUCAACUAGGAAAUUAAAGUGUUAACAAUUACUUAGUUCAACCAAGACCAUAAAGAGUCACAACUUUUCUUUGCCAAUAUGGCAACUACCAUCGCAGUAUGGCUUAACAGCCAGUCACAUGCAAGGUUUCCACGAUAGUUGCCAUCAUUGUAAAGCUACAAUUAUUGUAAUUCUUUAUGAAAUGGACGCCUGGUGGGUGUUUCAUAAAGCUGUUCGUAAGUUAUGAGUUAUUUUACGAACGAGUGGUGAUCCUCUCUUGGGGUAAUAACAUGUUCAUUGUUUUUUCUUAGUUCCUAAGAAAGGAUCACUGGCCAAUCAUAAAGUCGCUUGAAACUUACAAACACCUUUAUGAAACACCCAACUGAUCACAGAUAGUUUGCUAAUCAGCAUUAGAUUUGAAUAGAAAUAUGAUAAAACAAAUUCAUCCUCGGUCACUUGUUUUUAUUAUCUUCAACCAGUGCAUUGGGUACCAAUUAUAUAACUGUGCUGGUGCUUCUACAACACGCAUAUUGACCCCCUUGUUCCGAAACAAGAGUCUGGUAUGGACAAUUGGCUACAAAACACUUGGAUUCAAAUUCAUUUCAUCAUGAGCAUUUGACACUCGAACAGAUUUUUGUUUGUUCUAGUCAAAAUUCAUCAGGAUUUUCUCACAAAAAAAUAAAGCACGCUGUUCACUUUGACAGAAUAUGCAGUAUGCUAGAUGAAGCUUGUGACCUUAUUUAUUUUGAUACUUUCUUGAAACUCUUCAAACUUACAGAAGUGUAUCGCAUUGAUAAUUCUAAGAAAGAAGCCUAAUAAUUUGAGAUAAAGAGGUACAAUCAAUAUUUACAAUUGAUGUACCAUUUUAUACAUGGCUUGUAAUAGACUUACUAUGAAACUUGAAUGUUAUGUUAUACAGGUCAUGGAUAUUCAUGAAAAAGCUAGGUUUGUGUAUGGUCCACUUGCAAAGGAGACCAAUAUAAUUAUUUUGUAGAUAUCAACUUGAUAGUAAUGAUGUACAUGUAUUUGUAUUGUCGCAUUCUGAAUAGACUGUUUAGGCAUGAAUAUUCAAACAGAUUAAAAUUGUUUUUGUGUCAAGCACAAA
This is a messenger RNA of Lytechinus pictus (painted urchin), 4460 nucleotides long. RefSeq names its product 26S proteasome non-ATPase regulatory subunit 2-like. The record is from RefSeq and is a predicted model, not a curated record. Gene Ontology annotation, cellular component: proteasome storage granule; proteasome complex; nucleus. Gene Ontology annotation, molecular function: enzyme regulator activity. The coding region runs from base 29 to 2719 and encodes 896 amino acids. Gene Ontology annotation, biological process: proteasome-mediated ubiquitin-dependent protein catabolic process; regulation of protein catabolic process. The transcript has 20 exons. Lineage: Eukaryota; Metazoa; Echinodermata; Echinoidea; Temnopleuroida; Toxopneustidae.